UACUAAACCAGGAGAAGCCUCUAUUUCUAUCUAAUAACAUAUUCUAUAGUAUAGACGUUUACAGUAGACCUACUACCACCUAGAUCAAGAUCUACAGAUUUUUUCAGAUCUAGAUUUAGAUCUAAAUAAACGUAAUGUAACACUUAGAUUUAGAAUCUAGAUCUGGAUCCAUUUAUACCCAUACUUGAUAUUUUAGAAAAGCAGUGGUAACUAUUAAUAAUGUCUAAGAUAACGCAUUUUUCGGAUUCUGACGAAUAUGAUGAGGCUGUUAAAACUACCGCUAUAACAAGUCGUCCCAAUCAGCCACAAGUCAUUGCAUCUCAAACAAGGAUGACUAAAGUCAAUAUCCAGAAUGCUCAGAAUGUUGUACAUCGAGGUGUAUUAAAUGUAACAGUGGAUUCCAGCGGUCGAACUAAGAAAACAGUAGUGAAGCCUAAACAACCUAUAACUACAUCUCAAGAAAGGCCAAGUCAAAAUCAAUUAAUGGAUAUAAAAGAUAGAGUUGGUCCAGACUGGAAAGAUAUGGGUCGACGCCUGGAAUUUGAUGAUUCUGUUUUAGAACAGAUGAAACUAGAUAAUCACCCAAAUAACCAUGAUGAACUUAUUUAUCAAAUCUUGCGUAAGUGGAUUCAGCGAGAAAAUGAAAAAGCAACUAGAGAAAAGCUAGCUAAAGUGUUUAUUAAGUUAGAAAGAGGUGAUUUGGCUGAUAUUUUAGCUACAGAUGAUUAAGCUACUGUACUAGAGUAAGAUUUUUGGAUAUGAAUGAAAACAUAAUUUUUAAAAUAUUAAUACAGAUACAAUUUUGUUAUUUUUAUUGGGUGAUUUGUAAAAUUUUAUGCAAAUUGUUUUAUAUAAAUGUAAAUGAAUUUUAUGAAAAUAAAAUGUUUUUGUUUUCUUUUUUU
This is a messenger RNA of Biomphalaria glabrata, 902 nucleotides long. Its product is annotated as receptor-interacting serine/threonine-protein kinase 1-like. Gene Ontology annotation, molecular function: protein binding. The record is from RefSeq and is a predicted model, not a curated record. The coding region runs from base 220 to 729 and encodes 169 amino acids. Gene Ontology annotation, biological process: signal transduction. The transcript has 4 exons. Lineage: Eukaryota; Metazoa; Mollusca; Gastropoda; Planorbidae.